Molecule: messenger RNA, 1914 nt
Organism: Penicillium riverlandense
Lineage: Eukaryota; Fungi; Ascomycota; Eurotiomycetes; Eurotiales; Aspergillaceae
Exons: 5
Coding region: 1-1914 (637 amino acids)
Molecular function (GO): oxidoreductase activity, acting on the CH-CH group of donors
Source: RefSeq, a predicted model, not a curated record
AUGUCUCAACCUCUCAAACCUUCGACCGCCGAUGAGGGCUUUAUCCUCUCGACACCGGCCCUAGAGAAUCCAGCGACCUCUGACCCGAUCUUUCAACGCAUCUUGCAGUGGCAUUUGCCUGAUGACAUUCUUGCAAAGAUCUCUCCAGACCUUCGCAACUUCGGUGCUGAAGCAAUUUCCGAUGAAAUAAAUAAUUUGAUUGGCAAUGCUGAAAGCCAGCCGCCAUACAUCAAGACACGCAAUGUCUGGGGUGCCAGGUAUGAGGCGGAUCGUUUAAUGACUAGUACUGGCUGGAAAGAGUUGGGCAAAUGGGGCCUCAAAAAUGGCGUGGUUGGCCGGGGAUACGAAGAUGAAUUUGGACCAUACAGACGGGUUGUGCAACAUGCCUUCAACUACAUCUUCUCCGCAUCAUCGGCCGCCUACUCAUGCCCGGUAUCCAUGACCUCCGGGGCCGCUCGCUUGUUCCGGCACCAGUUGCCUUCUGUGCCCGCCGACCACCCGUUUCAUGAGCUCUAUGCAAAAAUAAUUGCUCGCGAGAACAGUUGGGUUUCGGCUCAGUGGAUGACUGAGCGUCCUGGAGGAAGUGACGUCCGAAAUAGCGAAACUGUAGCCGUUUACUCCCCGCUGGCAUCUAAAACAGGUCGAUUCGGAAAUAUGGAGGAGGGAGACUACUUGCUAUCUGGCUUCAAGUUCUUCUGCAGCGCCACGGACUGUAAUAUUGUUCUGCUGUUGGCAAAGACCGAGUCUGGAGAACUGUCGCUCUUUGUGGCACCGACCAAGAAAACGGUCCUUGAUGCCAACGGCAACAAGAAAGAGGCUUCGAAUGGGAUUCGCAUUCACCGACUCAAAAACAAGAUGGGCACCAAGGAACUCCCUACGGCUGAGGUCGAACUAAAGGAUGUGCGCGCACAUCUCGUCGGCCCCAAAGACCGCGGCAUUGCUACAAUUGCUUUGCUGUUGAAUACUACGCGCACUCACAACUUUAUCACAGCAGUUUCAUGCUUGCGCCGAGCUCUGGACAUUGCCAAGGCAUUUGCUCGAGCACGUACGACGAUUGACCAACCUCUGUGGACCUUCCCCAUGCAUUUGAACGUUCUGUCUCAACUAGAGGUUAAGCAUCGAGGCUGGUUGCAGCUGGCCUUCUUUACUUCGUCGCUGCUUGGCUUUGUUGAUAAUGGAUUCCCCACGGGUAUUCCAGCGCACUAUAAGGUGUUAGCGGCAUCUCCAAACACCGCUUCGGUGGCCUUGCGAGUCCUCACCUCAACCUCUAAGGCUGUGGUCUGUAAGUCUGCCACACUGGCGUUCCAGGAGUGCCAGGAAGCAAUGGGCGGCGUUGGCUAUAUGGAUGAGCCGGAAGAGCCUGAGUUCAACGUGAGCCGAUUGUGGCGUGACACUGCGAGUAACAGUGUCUGGGAGGGCACAACCAACGUUCUUGCCAGCGAAACUGUGCGGCAUCUAACGAAUGGCCGCAAUCUUGACAUUUUCGGAUCCUGGAUCACUGAUGCAGUUGCUCAGGUGUCGGAUCCUGCAUUCCGAGCGGCUCUCCAAAAUGUUUGGUCUGCUUUACGGGAGAAGCUGGCCGCUGGGCAAGAUAAGCGUGGUCUUUCCAGUGUACUUGGAAUUGGCCGUCAGAUCAUGUUUACCCUGGCUUGGCUUGUGAGUAGUAUUCUACUUGCGCUAGAUGCGCAACGCGAUAACGACGGAGUUGCUCGCGAGGUCGCUCGGAGAUGGGUACUGGAAGGACAGGGUGUGCCGGGGGAAUUCGCAUUUACAGACCUCAUCUACCAACGCUCGGCCUCGGCGCAGGACAAGGGGCCAACGGAGCGGGAGCGAACGCAGUGGGACUGUCGUAUUGUUUGGGGCGUGGAUCUCCCAUCAACUGCUUCCGCAGGAUUCAGGGCGGCGAAGAUUUGA